AUGCCCAAUAUUAUCGAGGGGCUUGGACUCAAGGCAUCUCCACGUACCCCCAUGAGAUUCGACGUUGUCGGCUUUACACCACACAGAAGUCUUGAGGCCGCUGGAGAUAUAAUGCCAGAGAUCUUGGUGGUUGGCUGGUUAGCCGCAAACGAGGAAUUAGCGCGGUCGCCGGACACUAUAGAGCAUACCGGGAGGCACCAUAGAGCUUUCACCCAUGAGUAA
Molecule: messenger RNA, 222 nt
Organism: Aspergillus nidulans FGSC A4
Lineage: Eukaryota; Fungi; Ascomycota; Eurotiomycetes; Eurotiales; Aspergillaceae
Exons: 2
Coding region: 1-222 (73 amino acids)
Source: RefSeq, a predicted model, not a curated record